CACGUCUUAGUACCAAGUGCCAUUUUGUGGCUGAUGCAUCAUACGUGACAGAAGUGCUGUGCGAUUUCAAACUUAUUUGGAUGAUUUAUUUUUAUUUAUUGUAUUGUGUGCAUGACGGUACAGUGAUAUUGGAUUGCGUUUUGGAUGAGGCGAGGUCACCUUCACACCAAAUGUGUUCAACUGUAACCAACACUUCCAUUAAGCUACAAUCUUGUAACCUGUGGGAGAUGGCGGGAAUGAAUUAAUCCUGCCUGAAUGAACGUUGGAGAGCUUUUAUUGAGCUAGCGGCGUGUGCAGAAUAAGGCGAGCUGUGGCGCGCCGCCUCUAUGCCGCAUCGACGCAGGUUCGACAUACAUCGGGACGUCGCCAGGUCACUGCUGAAGAGAAGCGGGCUGCGGGGAGUGAGGUAACCUGGCCGUGAGUGAAGCUUUACGACAAUACACCAUUAUGUGUUCCUCAGAGUACCUACACCUCUAACGUAUACAACGAAUAAUGUACGGUCCGUCCAAGAUACUGCCAAACAUUUUGAAUAAACUUUUUAGUGAUUGUACAGUUUUAGUUAAUAGUGUUUAGAACGUGUGUGGUGUUAGUGAUAGCGCCAUCUGGCGUGUUUUAAGUGUAACAACGUGGCGGGGACGCAUGCGCCGUCAGGACCGGCGCUGGCGAUGCCAUUUAUUGAAGACGAGUGGUGGUCAGCGGAAAAUGAGGGAAGAAUGGUCGAUCUCUCCAAUUGUUUGCAGGAGGCGGUAGCAAACGGCCAAUCGACAGCUCAAAUGCAAAUCCAAAUGGCGACAUCUCUUGGCGAGCUGUCCCAGGCAGAGCUGUCAAACUUUGUGGGAGGACUAACUUUAGAGGCUGACUCGUCAGAGGCCGCAGAUCCUGACGAUAUCCUCAAACAGCUGGGGGAAACUGCUUUUGACAAUUUUGAUACGUUUUUUACCGAUUUGACAAAUGCAACUGCUUCCGCUGUGCCACCUAUAGAGAUUAAGCAAGAAGAAAACAACAACAUUUCGCCAGCAUCCGGGAGCCAAUUACAAGGCUCAUAUUAUCAACAAAAUAACCAGCUUAUCUUGCCAAAUAAUGGCCAGCAAAGACUACAACAGCUGCUAAGAUCAGGGACCAGUGCCAUUAACAGCGCUGUGACGAAUACCAUUAACAAUGGCAGAUAUAAUAUCGCGUCAGCAAAUCCCCUACUCGCUGAGAAACUAGCAGCGACAUCUAGUGGCAUAAAACAAGAACCGGGAACUAAUGGUUCAGAAUACAACGGGACGAGUAUGAACUACGGUAACGCGUCGCCAAUGCAGCGGGUACCAAGCGGGAAACCUCAAGUGCACGAUGCAGGUGGAGGUUUGCAGAUUUAUUUUGGCGGAAUAGAAUUUUUGGAUGGCGAGCCUACAGGUCUGACACUAGGUGCCCGCGGCUCCCUGGGCCGGGCGCUGCUUCAUGGACUCUUGGCGCCCGCCUCCGCGCCCAGGCAUCACUUGUACACCGCGCCCAAUACUGGUUCACUACCACCAUCUCCAGCUGACAGUGGAGUAUCAGACGUGGAGUCGUCCUCAUCAGGCGCGGGUUCCGCCGAAGAGCUGAAGGCGCGUCUGCAGCCGCCACCUCCAGCGCCCUUCCACACGCCCUUCCUGCCCUUCUACCAGCAGCAUCAGAUCACCAGUUCGCUUCAGCAUCAUGUUGCACACCCUAGACCUCCAGUGUCAGUGGGUGAGCGAGACCCUUACGGCUACGGGUAUGGAGGCGGGGGAGGGGGGCACCACUUCGCCGCACCCGCGCCGCCCCCCCUCCCUCAUGAUGACCUCCCCUAUUCCGUCUUCGACUUCGGGGACUACCAGCGGCACCACCAUCACAAUAAACUCAAGCCCAAGAAGAGGCCGCGUCCCGACGGGCCACCCACGCCCGGAGUCAAACGCAAGAGUCGCGAGGGAUCCACAACUUAUCUUUGGGAGUUCCUUCUGAAACUCCUUCAGGACAGGGAAUACUGCCCACGGUACAUCAAGUGGACAAACCGCGAGAAAGGCGUGUUUAAACUCGUGGACUCGAAAGCGGUAUCUCGGCUGUGGGGUCUCCACAAGAACAAGCCAGAUAUGAACUACGAGACCAUGGGCCGCGCCCUGCGUUACUACUACCAGCGCGGGAUACUCGCAAAGGUCGACGGGCAAAGGUUGGUGUAUCAGUUCGUCGAUGUGCCCAAAGAUAUUGUCGAGAUAGAUUGCUCGCUCGCGUAAGUGCAAGAAUCUCUGCUAACGGACAUUAGAAGUUAUUUUCGCUCUUAAAUUUUCACUUAGUAAAUUAUAUUUCUCUAUGCAUUACGAUCGCUUCUAACUCUAUCCAGAUCGAAUAUGUGUUGAAUAUUUACAUUGAAGAGACGAAAUUAAUUGCUCAAACGUUUAUAUAUCUAUUUUUAGGGGAAUUUCAGAAAGGAACACUUAAAUUUGCUAGAUGUUUACGGUAUGGAGUGAAUUUUGUAAAAUGUUGAAACGAAUUUUUAAAGUUUGUAUUGAUGUUUGUAUAUUGUACGUAUAGCGUCGCCUCCGACAUAACUUCCUACCUCAAAACUACGCAAAACACAUAUUAAUAUGAUUAUACAAUUUAUUCGAAACAGUUUACAAUAUGCAAUAAGUAUAGUCUAAAUAAGAGUUUUAUUAAAUAAAUAUUUACGCAACAAAAUGUUUAUAUUAUAGUAAAAAUUGACAUAUUUUCCUUCAGAAGUUAAUUAUGUAUUUCUUUGGUGCUUUAUAGCCAUUGCAAGUUCUUGUUACAAACUAAAGACCACACGUUUAUAUAUUAUUAUAUCGAUUAUGUAUAUCUAUAUCUAGCUGUUGUUCCUUUGUUAUAGCCCGACCUUAAUAACUGCGAAUGCACCUUGAUUAAAAAUGUAGGUAACCUAAAUCUUCGACCUCUGUGUCAAAAGCUAGACGAAAUACAGAGUCGGAAGUCUUCACAGAUAAUUAAAAAGCUAUAUUGUAGUACUCGUCAAGUGCAUUCCGCAUUUAUUUCUGGUUUUAAGGUCGUCCGACAGAUUUCCACAAACAGUCCGACGCCGACAAAACCGAAUUUUUCUAUUGAUAUUAUUUAGUUGUUUGUACAAAUUCCACGUGAAUUAUACGAAUGUAAGUACUGAAACCUACUGCCAACUUUCUGUUAGUAACGAAUAGUUUAAGUAAUUUGUGCGUUAAUUUGUCUUAAUUAUUACAAAUUAAUGUUUACUUGUAAGUGAGCUGUUUUAGAACACGAUCUAGAUUAUUUGUUUUAUUUAAAUUUAUGUUAGUAAGCUGUUGGACGGGGCUCUCGAAUUAUUUUGUGACAUAUCAAUGAACAUCGCAUUUCACCGCAUAUCCAAGUAAUCCGUUACAAACAAAUGUAACAUAGAGAUACCCACAGCGCUAGUUCGAGACCCCAUUUUUGUUACCUGAAUAAAUAAUAGUAAUAAUUACGAUUUGUGGUCCAAUGUAAUUGAAACAUAAUACUUUUAGAUAGAGAUCGGUUAAGCUGUAGUCUAGUACGCGUUGAGAUACAUCAAAUGAUGCACAGACAGGUUAUAGUGCUACAAACUUAUCUGAUCCGGUUGUCGAAAUUUGAGCGUAUUGUGUCACCUAAGCUGAAAGUAACUUGAAAGCACGCUACCUUCACCGGAUUGGAUCUGAUUGCGGUGCCCUGUGUUACAGACGUACAAUAUUGUAUAGUUUUACUUGUCUAUGGAUAGAAGGAGGUAAGUUUAGUGACGUACGUCCGAGCUGGGACUCCGGCAGUCCUCGCCUCCUUCCCUCAACUACCGAUUGUUAUGCGACAUUUUCUAUAUUAUUAAAGUUAACAUAUAUCAAUAAUUUAUUAGCAGUUAAGUAUAUAUGAAAUAGGAGAGGCCGAGGACUGCUCGCUUCCCAGUAACUAAGGGUUAGCGAAGCCUUAAUGAAACGAAACGUAAAGAAAAUGGGUGCUAAGUGAAAGUGUGGAACCGUCAGAAAGCAGACUCAUACUAUAAAACAGCUUCUACUUAACAUUUUGUUGUCCGCCCCGUACCCAGUGUAAACAGUACUUUUGAUUGUAAAGGAUCUCAAUGAUUUGAACAAAUCCAGUGCCCGUUUCUUGUGAUUGCGAUUUAAUAUUUACGUAAAAAGUGGAAAUUUUAUUCGUAUUUGACAUAGUUAGGCGAAAUUCUCGAAAGGACUAUCGAAAUUAUUUUCUUGCUUUUGUAAAUAUAAUAUAGGUUAACUUAUUUAUUUUGUCUCGCGUCAUUUGGGCCCGAUCUGCGCAGUCGCCGUAAAAAUCGUUAUUUAAUCAUUUUUCAAAUUCUAUUUAAAUUCAAAUAGUGUAAGUUUGGAUCUACAAAUAUUUACAUUAAAAUAAUAUAAUCGGCCACUGCGCUGAUCUUGUUCAAACGUGAUACAUUUUCUUUCCUUUUUAAGGAAAUUUCGUUCUAUAGGUUACAAAUUUUAUUGUAAAAUUAUUAAUUAUAUAAUAAAUAAAUAUAAUAGUAGGUAAUGAAUGGACCAGGCGAUGGCAGGGAGCGCUCUCAGAAUUUAUAAUUCGGCUAGUGUUGAAGAGUUACCGGUAGUAGGCAAAAUGUCUGAGCGACAUUUAAAAUUAUGCUCUUAUAAAAUAAUUUUAGUCGAAUUGAUGUUGUUAACGAAUCAAAGUUUCUAAUAAUUAAUGUACUUAAAAUUUUCAAUGUAAAUUAAUGGCACUUCAAAAAGAUAUUGUUAAAAUUGUUUUAAUGGAGACUAGUCCUAGUAUCAUAUUUCCUUUAAAUUAUUUCUAUGGUCGAACCGGCAGAGGGCGUUAAGAGGUGCAACAUGGCCGCUGGUUCCUAGUGAUGCACAUGGAGAUUGUAAAUAGAUUAUGAUGAACGCACACCCUCAUGAUCCAUUCAGUCAGAACUAGCAUGAAAAUCUUAAUGAUUUGAGAAAAGAAGAAUGAAGUUGAUAAAACAUCAUAUUCACAUGCAACGGUCUCUACCUAAGCACUGUACAUCAUAUUGCUUAUUAGAGACAUGUAUUUUCAUGCUAGGAUCUAAUGGCAUUGUUAGAUAGGUGGAAAAUUGUGAAAAUAAUUAGCGUGGAAGCAAUCAGAAGGUUAGUGAAUUCAGUAUAAGGGGGAGGGGGAAAUGACCGAUGGGUAACCUUUUGUCUACUGUUUGAAUAAAUUAAUGUUAUUCGUUAAUAAUUGUCCAAAAUUUAAUACGUAACUCGUGAGUGUUGUGUCUCGUUUAUUCUAAUUUGUAUUCUUUUUAAUUCUUGUCUUGCAUCAGAAUUAAGGAGCGGGCCAUUCGAUACUAGAUGGCGUUGUAAUCUAAAUUAAUUUAAUUUAUUCUGAGAGUUAUGUGCGAUAGUGAUUUUGUGUUAAAUUGCUUUUAGAUUAAAGUCCGUUUAUUUUAAUUUUAGUUGUAUAAUUUAACAAAAUAAUGUAUUUUUGCCCCCUAGUUAAGUUAUUUUUCUAUGUAUAGUUAGUUAUAAGUGUAAAUGAUUUAGCACAUAAAUUUGAUGCAUGAUGAUAAUGUUAAUAAAAUAUCCACAAUAAAAUA
Molecule: messenger RNA, 5527 nt
Organism: Pieris brassicae (large cabbage white)
Lineage: Eukaryota; Metazoa; Arthropoda; Insecta; Lepidoptera; Pieridae
Gene: Eip74EF
Product: ecdysone-induced protein 74EF
Exons: 11
Coding region: 666-2234 (522 amino acids)
Biological process (GO): cell differentiation; regulation of transcription by RNA polymerase II
Cellular component (GO): nucleus
Molecular function (GO): DNA-binding transcription factor activity, RNA polymerase II-specific; sequence-specific DNA binding
Source: RefSeq, a predicted model, not a curated record